AUGCUCGCAGGCGAAGCCGGGGGCCGGCAGGCAGGAAGGAGACGCGCAGCCCGGCUGGACUCGGCGAUCGCAGCCCCAGCAGCCGGGAGCGAGUCCAGGCUUCUCCCCGCCGCCGCCGCAUCGCUCCCGCCGCCGGCCCGGGCUCGGCAGCUGCCCGCGCCCCCUCCGGGGCUGCCUGGUCGCAUCGGGAACAAAGGAAACUCGCCCCCCCCCCCUCCCGGCAUGAAGAUGCCUUGGCUGGCGCCGGGGCCCCGGGCGCUCGGGCAGCUCCUGCCGCUGCUUCUGCUCGGCCACGCCGCGCUGGCACAGCGCUGGCGUAACGAAAACUACGAGAGACCCGUGGACCUGGAAGGGUCAGGGGAUGACGACCCUUUUGCGGAUGAUGAAAGUGAUGACCUCUAUUCGGGGUCUGGCUCGGGAUAUUUUGAGCAGGAGUCUGGGAUCGAGACGGCGGUGAGGCUCCGCACGGACACGCUCCCCACCACCCCGGCCGGGCUGCCUGUCACAUCUGUGCAGCCUGUGGCAACUCCCUUUGAAAUGCUGCCUGUAGAAGAAACCACCCCUGAGCAGGCGACCAGCAUCCUGUACAUCCCCAGGGUGACAGAGGCACCGGUGAUUCCCAGCUGGAAAGCAACUACCACCAGUGCCACGGCCAGUGACACCCCACCACCCACAACGGCUGCUGCUGCUGCCAGCCCCACCACUCCCACUGCUAAGCCAACAACCAUCCGGAGGAUCCUGCCCCCCUUCGUCACGACGACGGCCACAACGCGGGCCAACACCCUGGAAAUGCCAGCCGCAGCUGUGACGGAAGCCAGCACGGUCACAGAGGCUGCCACGUCCCGGCUCGUCACCCCCAGCACUGCCAGGCCCAGAGCUGGCCCAAAGUCGAGCACCUCCAGGACCAUGGUCGUCACAGAGAAAAGCACUGUCUUGCCGCCGCUGGCUGCUACCUUGGCCCCCACGGACGCACCCCAGACCAAGCUGCUGGACGUGACCGUGUCCACGACCCUCGACAACGAGCUGGAGGUUCCUGUCAGCGGAGGGCCCAGCGGGGACUUCGAAAUCCGCGAGGAGGAAGACACGACUCGGCCAGAGCUCAAUAACGAAGUGAUCGCCGCGGUUACCCUGGCAGCAGAGCCGGGGCUGGGGAAGAAUGCAGAGCCCGGCCUCAUAGACAAUACGAUAGACUCUGGGAACUCGGCUGCCCAGCUCCCCCAGAAAAACAUCCUGGAGAGGAAAGAAGUGCUAAUAGCUGUCAUCGUGGGCGGCGUGGUCGGGGCGCUCUUUGCUGCCUUUCUGGUCAUGCUGCUCAUCUACCGGAUGAAGAAGAAGGACGAAGGGAGCUACACGCUGGAGGAGCCAAAGCAGGCGAACGUCACAUACCAAAAGCCCGACAAGCAGGAGGAGUUCUAUGCAUAAACAGAGCCCAGAGUGCCUCUCUCUCCAUUUCACUCGAUUUCUGGUUCAAUUUCCCUCUGCCCCCACCCUCCCCCAGCCAAUCUCUGUCUCUUGCUCUCUUUCUGAUGGGACUGUGAGUUGAACAAACAAACAAACACUAUAAUAAAAAGAAAAAAAACAGCUUCAGUUAAAAUAUAUACAAAUAAAGCGUCACCGAUUUAAAACGAAUCCCGUAACCUUUCUCCAGCGGACGCAGCGUUUGCAGGGGACAGCAAGCGUGAGGAGCGAACGGGCAGCCAACUUUCAGUGCCUAUGCGAACACUCCUCGGACGACAGCAUGCUUGGGUGGUCAUUUUCCUGAUGAUGGUUGGAGUUUCCUGGGUUUACCAAACAACAAGACUGACUCUGAGGUCUGAACACCUGUUACCAGAAUUGGGGUAGGGGUGGGAGUUUGGGGAGAGGGAGGGGUUUCUUUCUUUCUGUGGGGUUGGGGGUUUGGUUUCUUACUGGGACUCGCUGCUCCAUGGCUGUAUUCGGAAAGAGGAUGCGACUUUCAAAUACAAUUUCAAGCCUUGAAAAAGCACAAUGAGAUGAAACAGCUAAUGCUGUGGUUUGCUCUCGGAAUGAAAAAUGGCCAGUGGGCUGGAGCUGAGCUUUUAGAGCACCUCCUCAGAGAGUUCACAUAGCUGCAGGGAGCCCCGGUUGGCAGUUGUGUGGGGCUCCCUUCCUCACACUGCUUCACUUCAUUGCAUUGCUGUGCACAGAGACCUUAAGUGUAUAGAAACCAUGUUUUGGGGGCUGGCGAGGGCUUGGUUGAAAGGGACCUUGCUGUUGCUGGGUUUUCACUGUGACGAACAAAACUCAGCUAGUGCAAUAUUCCCUGCUCUUUGCAAACAACCAGCGCUGGUGGUUUGAAGGGAACCAGGAUAAUGGGGGCAGGGGGGAUUGACAAGAACAACAACAAGAGGCUAAGAGGUCUUUUGUGUUCCUUUGAAUGUGAUAAUAUUUCACAGACCUCAUCCAGCCGCGCUUUGCAGCCAUUCUCCUCAGAUGUUGUUUGGUGAUAGCUCCUGUCAAAUUGCAGAUACCCCAGGACAUUAAGAAAAUAAAGGAUACAACGGUAGGUUUUCAAGGGUCACUGUCAGGACACAUUAGCUCCAUGAUGUAUCAUUAAUUAAAUCCAAGACUGAUAUGUUUCCAUUAUUUUUUUUAGUUUUUAUUUUUAAAACUCCUGUUCAAACUUUACAGCUAGGACCUGAUUGACUUCCAAUGGGCUUUGGAUCAGCUUCACAUGGGAGCCCAAAAGGGAAACCAACUAGAAGCAACGGUUAAACUGACUAAUGUGUUUUGAAUCCUCUGAGGUGCGUUUAAGAUGGAAAGGAUAUAAGUGGCACGAGGGCCCAAUCCAGAGCCCAUGGAUUGGGCCCAUAGGGUUGAAUAUUCAGUGAGAAAUUUGAAUUGGCCGGCUUUAAUAAUCUAAAGGGCUAUUCACGAUACAGUUAAGGAAACUGGGUUUUUAAAAAGAUGAUUUGGAUCUGGACCAUGUUCCUUUGAGGCCCUCACUUUGCUAUUGUAUUAAUUUUAAAAAAGCAGUCAACAUCUUUAUGUCACCUACUAGUCUGACUCUUUGAACCCUUCCCAAGGCUGACUUGCGAGUGGAGGUUUAUCAGUAUACUAGUGGCUAAUGUGGACUUUUAGUUCAGGCAGUAUAGACACAGGCAUUUGCAUUCUGAUGUGCUUUGGUCAAUCCCCACAAAUAACCAACCCGAAGCUGUUGUGACCCAUGGAACUCUCUCGUGGAUCAGUGCGGGCACACGUCAUUGGGAACAAGAUAUGCCUUGUGAGGGACCUUGGGGACUUGUCUUAGUGGGCCAUGCCGGGGACGAUCUGCUCAUGGAGCCAGAAAAAGUUUUGGCAUAGCCCAGAGAACAAAGCAGCUCUAGCAUGUGGAUGGGAGAGGAGAAUUGUGGCCAAAGCAAACAUCUGGUGAUACCAGCUGGUAUCUGAUGAAAGGCACAAGAAUGACAACCCAGGCUUGGUUCUGAUGUCACAAUGUCAGCAGAGUUAUUCCUGAUUGAUUCCGGUGUAACUGACAGCAGAAUGAAGCUGUCAGUCAUAAGAAAAGGCCCCUCCAGGGCUGCCAGGAGGUGAGAGCCAAAUGUUUCAAGGUUUGGUGCAAAUCUGGAUGGAGGGUUUUUUUUUCCCACCAGCUUUAGGCUGAGAUUUUUUUUCAAAAAGGACUUUGAUUUUGAGUGUCUUUAUUUUUAGGACUGUAUUGAGACCUUAAAGGGGGCUAAUUCUCCGGGGUGAAUUCUGAAAAUCAAGCCCCUUAUAGAUGUCUCAAUUUAGGCACCCUAAAGACUGAGGCAACCAAAAAUCAUUAGUCCCCUUUGAAAGACAAGGUCCUAAUCUUUUGAGACUAUAUUAAAAUCUCCAAGCUUAAUCUUUUAAAUUUUGCUUUUCUUAGCUUCCUCAUUAAUCUGCGCCAUUCUAUUUUUUCCCUUAAUAGUCUGAAGUACUGUAAUACAACUUUUUCUUUUAAUCCACGUUAGACUUCUCAGCUGGUAUUAAAUUGUAAUCCCGAUACUUAAAUCUUUUACAGGUUCGGAAGGGAGUAAUGAUCUCAAAAUGCGAGUGUUAGAGCAGGCUGAAAAAUCCUUCUUUGCUUUCUCUUAAAAGAAUUUAAAGUACAAAAAGACAAAAAUAUCGUUAAUUAAAACACUGAUCAGAGUUGACCAAUGUCUUAAUUUAUUGUCCAAUAGCUGCUGCCACCAACCUCUUUCUGUGUCUCUCUUGGACUAGAAAGCCGAUGUGAUCUCAAGGACAUUUUUAUCUUUGUUUGUAGCAUACCUUUUCUUUUUUUAAAAAUUUAAAUCGGUCACCAAUAGGCCCUUCCAACUGUCUCAGCUAUCCAGAAGUGAAAGGGUAGAUGUAAGACUAAAGCAGGAAUAAUCACUCCAGAUGUGUUUGAUGUCUUCUCUUCUGUGCAUAGGCUGGGGAACUGGAAGUAGCUAUACCAUGAAUGUGGCUUCCUGUAUCUUAAUUUGUUGGAGGAAAUCAUCCAAGAUCUAUCAAUAAUCAAAUGCUGCAAGGAUUUGAUCCACAGCCCAUCAGAAUCAUAGGAAAGACUCCUCUUGACUUCAGUGGGGUUAGGAUUGUGGGACCCAACUGGAAGUCAAAGGGAGUUGGAGGAUUAACUCCGUUGGGUACUUCUGAAAAUCCUGCUAUCAAUACAUGAAGAAUAUGAGUUUCUCCAGGGGGUUUGGUGGGACUCCUGGUGUGAGCCUUAAUCAAAGGGAGGGGAGGGUGGAAAGCAGGUGGUUUCCCCCAGCUGUUGAUCUGGUAAUGAAACAGGAGGAAAUGCAUUAUGAAAAUCAACUUGCGGUAGGUACCAUGUAAGGCAGCAUCUUACCAAACCCUGGGCUUGUGUGGCUAGGGGACAUGGAGCAAAUCUUUGGUUACCUUCUCUGCUUCCCUUUCCUAUCUGCUUCAAAUGCUGGUUGGUUUAUAGGGCCUAAUUCGGUGAGGUGCUGGGUGCCCUCAGCUCCAAUGGGCUCGUAGUCAAGAAAGGAAACCCCAGAAUGGGAUUUCAGUAAUUCCACAUCUGAAGUUCUGGCUCUGCACGUGCUGCCUCUUAUCCUAUGACCUGCAGUACAGAGCAGGUCUUGAUGAUUGCCUGGAAAGCUUCAGCAAGCCUAGGACACAGCUGCCCUUCAGCCCCAGGGGUUCUGAAUUCACAACAGCGCUUCUGACUUUGCAGUCACUCCCACUUCGAACCCGGGUGGUUACAAUCUGUCUCCCUGUUUUAACUGAACUUCUGACCUGUGGAAUUUUCUUCUUCCAGGUGUCAAUCAAAAGCUGGAUGCUGCUGCUGCAUGGUGGAAGGUGCAGGUAUUUGUCCUGGCUUGUGGCUUAACACCAGCUAGCCAAUGGAAAGUCAGUUGGAUGUAACUUGUUUCCCAGCAGCCGCAGCAUUGGCUUUUAGGGAUCCCUCUUUGGGUAGCCCAUAUGCUAAGGUGAUGGACAGUCUUUAACCGCUGAAAUCAGAGCUUAGCUGACAAGGCUCCGGCCACAGAGGACUCCCUAGCCCGAGCUGUAUUGGCUCAACAAGGAGGUAUUUGUUCAGCUGAGGUCUCGUUCUCAAAGCCUGUAUCAAUAGCUCCUGUCGCCUUCACCCAGAGCUGUGGGCAUUCAGCACUUCAGAAGAACAUGUGGCCCUACUGCAAGACACAGAAGGAGGUGAUGUAUUAAGUCGGAAAGUAACUUUUCCCCAUAGUCACAUUCGAACCCUAAGGCCACUCCUCCAAGUCUGCCCUUUUCUGCUGCCUGGCUUUGUGAGAGGCUUUCUGGGUGGUGAGCAGAGCAGAACCUGAGGUGAUGCUGUGAUUGCAGGCAGAAGCUCUGAUGUAGAGAAGGGCUCAAAUCAAAACGCUGGAUACCCCCCUGAGCUUUGCAGGGGUUCUGAUUCUGGAUCCGCUUUGAUGACUGACCUCUUGGACUUCCCCGAACCCAGGGUCCGCGCGCACAGGAAUUUAGGAGCAUUCAGAAUCCGAAUCUGCAGCUGCAGUGGUGGAACCAGGGCUCAGGUGUGCUGAAAUGUCGGAGCCCUCUCUACACAAGGGUUAGCACAGAGACAGCUGGAACAUUGCUGAAACCAGGUCCAAUGUGUCCUAGCCUCGCUGGCCUCAGUGGUCCCAAGUCUGAUUUCAGUGGCACUGGUGCUCUGCAGUGAAGCCACUUCAGAUUUAUACCAGUGUAAACACAAGCAGAAUCGGGACUAGAGUCAAUAAUGGGCCCUGCCACAGGCUGCAGAGUUUCCUUGCACACUGACCGUUCCAUACGCUGGUCUUCUGUUAGAAUGACAAAGGUCUCAUCUAUAGUAACCUGCCUUGCUCAGUUCGAGCCUUUAGCUUUUGGUAUAAUUCAUAGGUAGCUAAUCUCUAGCCCAGAAUCUCAUCUCCCUCCAGCACAGAGGCUUUGUUCCAUUUAAAGUGGUUAGUUAACAAUGAAAAGGGAUUUCUUUUUUCUGCUUCUAUUAUUAUAAAUGUUCCUAGUCUGCAGCACAAUCUGAGCUUCCAGGCUUUGAAAAGCUUUUGGCACUGAAACAUUUAUUAGAAUAACUGAGUCUUGUCAGGCACAUAGCCAGCUGCUCUGCAGUCCUGAGCAAAUACAAACCCAGCCCAGUGUUUGGAGGCAAAAGCUAGCUGGAUGGAGGUCUGAACUCUUAGAAGAAAGUGUGUGUGUGUGUAUGUAUGUAAUUUAUACGUGUUUAUACAUAUAUACUCGUGUAUACACACAGAGAGAGCUUUAGUUCAAGCCAGCUACGUAAACUAAGAGGGGGGAAACUAUUGGCUGGCUUUGUAGAUUUAAGAGUGCUAAAUUCUGCAGAGCCUUUGGAGCAGCUCCUCAGCCAUGGGAGUCAGUUGACAUCAGCAGAGGAUCUAGCCCCUUUUUCCUUCUUGACCCUUUCUCAGCAAGGGCGUGAGCCAAAGCCUGGUGAAGCUGCUGGAAAGCCUCCCCUUGACUUCGGUGGGGUUUGUACAAAGGGCCUAGAGGCAACUCAACACAUCGUGCCGUUCAGAACCGUUUUCAAGGGGAUUGCAUCUGCCGACUUUCCCUUUCCUCCACGCUCUUUGUCCAGCGCAGACACAGAGGAAGAUCAGUCAGGUAAACGUACACAGAACUUUCAAAGGCCUCUCAGUUAUUCCCUUCUGACCCCAAGUGUCUUAUGCCUCCAGAUCAGUGGACAUCCUAAAUAGCUACAGAAAAACUCAGUCUGGAAAAUUUAAGAUCCUGCCACCAGAUCUUGCUCAAUGCAUUUCCAAAGACCCUCAAGGGUACCAGUGACUUUCUGAGCAAUGACUUUCUGUUUUGGCUCCCAGAGGUCUAAGUCAUAAACGUACAGUUGACAAUCAAACCAGACAAAACAAAUAAUAAUAACACAUAUAUAUAUAUAUAUCUCCACAUUGUUUGGUAAAUCUGCUUUUAAAAAUCACUUAUGAAGCAAUGUACUUAUCUAACACUAACGUUCAACACCAUGUCUCUGGGAUAAAAUGCCACCCACUGGUUAUUCUGUAAAUAAACACAAAGCCAACUUGUAUACAUUUGAAAACAAAACCAGUGAUAUACAUCCGCAACUAAAAAACCCAAUCUCCUCACCUCUUUCCAGAAGAUUUAAAUAAUAAAUCUUCACUUUCCUUUUUGGGGCUGAUUAAAAAGCCCAACUAGGAGAAUGAAAAGUCUUUGGCAGCAGUUGAAAUUAGAGUGUUUUACUAUUCAACAACUAGGGGAGGAAAAAAAAUGCAUGUAAAUAUUUUUAAUAGGAACCAUAUCUUAAACCGAACGCUUUUUUUGUAUGUACAUAACUCUCCUAGAGUUUAGUACUUAAAUUGCUUCAUAGUGUCUGUUAAAAAUGAAAAUAAAUAAAUAAAAAUGUUUGUUAAUUGUUUUUGUUCUGACUCAAUGGCCAAAACUUUAAAAAUAAAAUAAUAAUAAUAAUAAUAAUUAAUAAUAAAGACUAUAAAAUAAUCUUUGCCAAUGGAUCUAGCACUGUAAUGGUACUGUCUAUUUUUUUUAAUGAUUUCUGUGCUGUGCCCAUUUACAAAAGGAAGAAAUAAAGUCAUUUAAACAUG
This is a messenger RNA of Gopherus flavomarginatus (Mexican gopher tortoise), 8033 nucleotides long. RefSeq names its product syndecan 3 (gene SDC3). Lineage: Eukaryota; Metazoa; Chordata; Testudines; Testudinidae. Gene Ontology annotation, cellular component: membrane; cell surface. Gene Ontology annotation, biological process: cell migration. The record is from RefSeq and is a predicted model, not a curated record.